AUGCACAGAACGUAUUCGUUGAGGAACCAGAAGACGCCUACAGCGUCGGAUUUACAAUCACCACCACCACCACCAUCUAGUACUAGGUCGAAAUUUUUCGGUAGGGCGUCUAUUGCUUCAUCAUUCAGAAAGAAUGCAGCAGGGAAUUUCGGGCCUGAGUUGGCUAGGAAGUUAUCGUUUUUCAUCAAGACUGAGAAGGGCGUGAUGAGAGCGUUGGAAGUUGUUGCUACUGAACGGCGUGCUGCUGCUAGGCAGUUGUCUAUAUGGGGGUUGGAUAAUGAUGAUGAUGUUUCUGAUGUAACCGAUAAGUUGGGUGUUUUGAUCUAUGAGUUGGGUGAAUUGCAAGACCAGUUUAUUGAUAAGUAUGAUCAGUAUCGGAUUACUAUGAAGUCUAUUAGGAAUAUCGAGGCGUCAGUGCAGCCUUCGAGGGACCGGAAGCAGAAGGUCACCGAUCAGAUUGCCUUUUUGAAGUAUAAGGAUCCUCAGUCUCCAAAAAUACCAAUUUUGGAGCAGGAAUUAGUGCGUGCGGAGGCGGAAUCUUUAGUUGCUGAAGCUCAGUUGUCUAAUAUUACCAGGGAGAAGUUGAAGGCCGCUUUCAAUUAUCAGUUUGAUUCUAUGAGGGAGUUGUCUGAGAAGUUUGCUCUAAUUGCAGGUUAUGGUAAGGCGCUAUUGGAGUUGUUAGAUGAUGCACCUGUUACUCCAGGUGAGAUAAGACCUGCUUAUGAUGGUUAUGAUGCAACUAGACAAAUAAUCAUGGAUGCAGAGGCUGCUUUGGAGGCAUGGACUUUGGAGGCGGCUGCUGUAAAGCCAAAUUUAUCCUUCCAUCAAACUAUGGACGAUGUCUAUGAGGAGAAUGAAGCUGAGGAAGCUGAAAAGGAAUGGGCAGACGAACAUGAUGACGAACAAGAUGGCGAACAUGAGGAGGCUGAAAUAAGCAAGUAG
This is a messenger RNA of Eremothecium cymbalariae DBVPG#7215, 942 nucleotides long. RefSeq names its product lipid-binding protein LSP1 (gene LSP1). The transcript has a single exon. Gene Ontology annotation, cellular component: eisosome filament; plasma membrane. Lineage: Eukaryota; Fungi; Ascomycota; Saccharomycetes; Saccharomycetales; Saccharomycetaceae. Gene Ontology annotation, biological process: endocytosis; negative regulation of protein kinase activity; eisosome assembly. The record is from RefSeq and is a predicted model, not a curated record. Gene Ontology annotation, molecular function: lipid binding. The coding region runs from base 1 to 942 and encodes 313 amino acids.